Molecule: messenger RNA, 1629 nt
Organism: Pygoscelis adeliae (Adelie penguin)
Lineage: Eukaryota; Metazoa; Chordata; Aves; Sphenisciformes; Spheniscidae
Gene: NHERF4
Product: PDZ domain containing 3
Biological process (GO): protein localization to plasma membrane
Cellular component (GO): apical plasma membrane
Molecular function (GO): signaling receptor binding; protein-membrane adaptor activity
Source: RefSeq, a predicted model, not a curated record
AUGCACGUCUCCAGGCCCCGCUUCCUCAUGGAGCAAGGCAAUGUCAGAGCCCAGGCAGGCCAUGGAAAGGAGCUAGAGGCAUCCAGGAAAAUGCAGAUGGACAUUGUGGGGGCGCUUGGCAGGAAUCCCCUCUCCCUGGGUUUGGGGGUCCUUGUGCUGCCAGAGGGCUCCCCACGGAAGGGCUGGGGAGGGUGGGGGGAAGGCCGUGCUGCUGCAUUAACGUGGCCUCUCCUGCUUUAUUAUUUCAGAAAAUUUGAAUUUAACCCCAAAGAUGGGAUCGACAACCCUGCCUUGUCUCUGGCUGAGGACAUGGAUGGCGAGGGCAUGGGGGAGCCCCGCUUCUACCUCCUGAGCAAGGGCAGCGCAGAGACCUUCGGCUUCUGCCUCCACGAAGAGCUGGGCUGCCGGGGCCACAUCAUCCGGCAGGUUGAGCUGGGGGGGCUGGCCCAGCGCAGGGGGCUGCAGGAUGGGGACCGGCUCCUCCAGGUCAAUGGCCACUUCGUGGACCACAUGGACCACCACAGGGUGGUGCAGAAGAUCAAGGCCAGUGGGAAUCAGGUCCUGCUGGCAGUGCUGGACGGCGACUCCUACGAAGCAGCCAAAGCCCUGGGCAGGGACCUGUCCCAGAUGCUGCCGGCUGACAUCCGCCCACGCCUCUGCCACAUCGUGCGGGACAAAAGCGGUUUUGGCUUCAGUGUAUCGGGUCCAGAAGGCGUGAAGGGCACCUUCCAGCUGUCGGUGCGGCAGGACGGGCCAGCGGAGAGAGCAGGGGUGCCGCCAGGCUCCUGGCUCCUGGAGCUGAACGGGGCCAGCGUGAGGAGCUACUCGCACACGCAGCUCGCCCGAAAGGUGCGUGCUUGUGGCACAGGUGGGACUGGGGCCAGCAACAUCGCUGAGCGCCCUGCAUUUCCCAUCCAGCUUAAGCAGAGCGGUAGCAAAGUGACACUACUGGUGGCUUCCAGUGCCGUGGAGGAGUUUUACCGCCUGCGGGGCCUGCGGGUCACGGCCGCCUUGGCGGACACCUCCUGGCUCCCCUUCAAGGUCCGGGAGCUGCACAUGGUGAAGGGUCCAGCUGGCUACGGGUUUCUGCUCAAAGAGGAUGACUGCAGCUCAGGGGCCAUAGGCCAGGUCCUGCGGGACGUGGAUGCGGGACUGCCGGCUGAGCAGGCAGGGAUGAAGGAAGGGGACCGCCUCCUGGCUGUGAAUGGUGAGAGCAUUGAGGGGCUGGACCACCAGCAGACGGUGCUCAGGAUCCGUGCCCAUGAUGACCAGGUGACGCUGCUGGUCAUCGACCCUGCUGGCGAUGAGUUCUACCAGUCGAUUGGGUUGUCCCCUCUGCUGUUCUUUGAGGACAGUCACCCUGCCUCAGGCUCCUGCACGCCCUCCCUGCCCUCUCCCAGUGGCUCCCCUGGACUCUGUCAUGUUGAGGUGGAACCAAAGGGACCUGGCUCCUGGCUGGUGGCUGCUGCCAACAGUAUAGAGAUCACACAGAGCCCACGCCAGGAGGAGCAGAGGAGGCUGCACCAGGCGUUCUACUGCUGUGUCUCCAUGCCCGUGAUGGGGCUCGCAGCAUCACACCUCCCAGAGACUCAUCUCCACUGACCGAGGCUGGCUCCAAGCUUUAAUUAA